Molecule: messenger RNA, 3893 nt
Organism: Marchantia polymorpha subsp. ruderalis
Lineage: Eukaryota; Viridiplantae; Streptophyta; Marchantiopsida; Marchantiales; Marchantiaceae
Source: the annotation of a GenBank genome assembly
GGGAGGGGAAGGGAGGGGAGGGCGAGAGGAGAGGGGGGCAGACAAAUUAGACGGACUGACAGGCGCAGACAGGAGGAAUAUGGAGAGGACAUGAUUCAGUAAAAUCUGACUACCAGGCUCGCACGCAGCAGGAGAACGACAUCAGCAGCGAGUUCAGCGACUAUAGCAACGCUGAUCGAGCUCAAGCAGAUGUGGAUGUGGAUCAAUUUGCCAACUCUUUGUUGUAUAUAGUUUGCUUUGGUGGAUUUGGUUGGUUGGUUGGUUGGUUGGGAGUUUGAAGCGAGGGAGAGGAGGGAGAGAGAGAGAGUGAGGGAGGGAGGGAGGGAGAGGGAGAGGAGAGCGAAGAGGGAGGGAGAGAUAUUUAGAAGGCGGAGAACGGCGGCUCGGGAGAGAAGAGGUGGUGACGCGGGCUUGGAUGCGAUAGGAGAGUCAGAGCGGCCAUGGAUUCGCCGCUCCCUAUUGGGGCAGGUUCUGGAGGAUUCAAAGCGCUCAAGCUUUUGACUGUGAAGCCCACCGAUCCUUUUCCGGAAGGCGUUACGGGUGUUCAGCAUGGUGUCCUCGAAAAUGGUCUGCAUUACUAUGUUCGCCGCAACCCCAAGCCUCGCCUGAGGGCAGCUCUUGCUCUGGGCGUCAGAGUCGGCUCUGUGUUGGAGGAGGAGGAGGAGCGAGGUGUCGCACACAUUUUAGAACAUCUAGCAUUCAGCGCUACUAAGCAGUACACAAAUCACGAUAUAGUUAGGUUUCUGGAAAGCGUAGGAGCAGAAUUCGGUGCUUGUCAAAAUGCGUCAACUUCUCCCGAUGAGACAAUCUAUGACCUAUUUGUUCCAAUCGAUAAACCUGAAUUGCUAUCCCAGGCCAUAUCUAUUCUCGCCGAGUUCUCUACAGAAAUUCGUGCUUCUGAAGAAGAUCUGGAAAAGGAAAGAGGAGCUGUUCUUGAGGAACUACGCAUUGGUCGCAAUGCCUUGGGGCGAAUGCAAGAAGCGCAUUGGUUGUUGAUGAUGAAAGGAUCUCAGUAUGCCGAUCGUCAGCCAAUUGGAUUGGAAAGUGUCGUCAGAAACGUAUCGGCCAAAACCGUUCAAGAAUUUUAUCAACGGUGGUAUCGACUGAACCACAUGGCCAUUGUUGCUGUCGGUGACUUUCCAGACACCGAUGCUGUUGUCAAUCUUAUCAAAACUCACUUCGGACACAAGCGUAGUCCCGUUACAGAAGGCCCUCCCAGGGAGAUUCCCCUUCUUCCUGUACCUCCUCACGAGGAACCCCGAUUCUCAUGUUUUGCAGAAGCAGAAGCUGGUGGGUCUGCAGUGACUAUCAGCUGCAAAAUUCCUGCGUCAGAUGUUUCAACUAUAGCCGACUACCGGUAUAUGCUAGCAGAAGGGAUGUUCCACAAUGCUCUUACUCAACGAUUCUUUAAGAUUUCACGCAAUCAAGAUCCUCCAUUCUUUUCAUGCUCUUCAAUAAGUGAGAGCUUUGUUCGCCCAGUCAAAGCAUAUAUCAUGUCUGCGAAUUGCAAGGAGAAGGGAACUUUGCAGGCGCUAGAGAGCAUGCUCGUUGAGGUUGCCAGGAUACGUCUCCAUGGGUUUUCAGAGAGGGAGAUAGCCCUCGAACGCGCAUAUUUGAUGGCCGACAUCGAGUCAGCUUAUCUUGAGAAAGAUCAAAUGCCCUCAACCAAUCUAAGAGACGAAUACCUUCAGCAUUUUCUUCGGGGUGAGCCAAUAUUGGGGAUUGAUUACAAAGCUCAGCUCCAGAAGACGUUAUUGCCAGAAAUCACCGCUGCAGAGGUUACAAAGAUCGCAGAAUGUUACCUGAGCAAGAAUAGCUGUGUCGUAAAGACAGUGGAGCCACGAGCACGGGUUACUCAAGAAGAUCUGAAAGCUGUCCUCUAUAAAGUCGAAGCUCUUGAAAGUAGGCGAGAUAUCCCACCAUGGGACGAGGAGCUUAUACCCGAUGACAUCGUGGAGAAGAUACCCGCAGCUGGGUCAAUUGUAACGAGCACGGAGUUUCCAGAAUUCAGUGCUACGGAGCUUAUAUUGAGCAAUGGGAUGAGAGUAUGCUACAAAUGUACAGAUUUUCUCGAUGACCAGGUUCUCAUCCAUGGUUACACUUACGGCGGGUUAUCGGAAGUCUUGGAAAGAGAUUUUUUAUCGUGUUCAAUGGGCUCCCUAAUUGCCGGUGAAAUAGGCGUGUUUGGUCACAAGCCAUCGACACUGACCGACAUGCUUGCCGGGAAGAGAGCAGAGGUCGGUACGAAGGUCGGUGCUUACAAGAGAACCUUUUUUGGUGAUUGUUCUCCUUCGGAUUUGGAGAUUGCGCUCCAGCUGCUGUAUCAACUAUUUGUAACUACUGUACAACCAGGAGAAGAAGAAGUAAAAUUAGUGAUGCAAAUGACUAGAGAAGAAAUUAAGGCCCAGGAAAGGGAUCCCUUCACUGCCUAUGCCAAUCGUGUUCGGGAGCUCAACUAUGGUAAUUCUUAUUAUUUCAAGCCUGUUACUGCCAGAGACCUUAAUAAGGUCAACCCAAAGAAAGCCUGCGAGUAUUUUGACAACUCUUUCAGGGAUCCCUCGUCGUUCACCGUUGCGAUUGUUGGUAAUAUUGAACCAGCGAAGGCCGUGCCCCUGAUCCUUCGAUUCCUGGGGGGCAUACCAAAGCCCGAAAAGCCAAUUAUGGAGUUUCAACGGGACGAACUCAAAGCGUUGCCAUUCACCUUUCCUGAUGGAGUAAUUAGGGAAGAGGUCCGGCGCCACAUGGUUGAGGCACAAUGCUCUGUACAAAUGACAUUUCCUGUGGAGUUCAAGGGGCCCCGUGUGAUGGUCGAAGUGCACUUUACUGGCUUUAUAUGCAAGCUAUUGGAAACGAAAAUCAUGCAAGUGCUCCGUUUCAAGCACGGCCAGGUUUAUUCAGUUUCAGUGUCAGCUUUUCUCGGCGGAAGCAGACCUUCUCGAACGGGAAAUGUCAGGGGUGAUGUUGCUAUCAACUUUUCUUGUGAUCCUGACAGUGCAUGGAAGCUGGUUGAUUUAGCUCUGGACGAAGUUUCUCGACUUCAAGAAGAAGGUCCCACACAAGAAGAUGUGGCAACUGUGCUGGAGCUUGAGCAGCGGACCUAUGAGAAUGGGCAGCAGGAGAAUGGAUACUGGUUGGAUCGGCUUUUAAGGGCGUAUCAGUCCCGUGUUUACACUGGUGAUCUUCAGGCAUCAUUUCAGGCACAAGAAGAAUGGCGAAGUUCAGUAAGGUCAACAUUGACACCAGACACAAUGAAAGACGCACUCUGUAGAAUACUGCCAGUUCCUUGCAGAUCGCAUCAUACAGCGGUGGCAUUAAUGCCUAAAGCAGAUCGCAUGACGCAGCUGAGGGAACUCUUUUCCAGACCGGAAAAACGCCUGAAAAUGGAAAGCAAGAUGCUGCUCGCUACUGCAGGAGUUCUUGUGCUUGCAGCUGUAGUAUGGCGUUACUCUCAAAGGUCAUCGUGAUACAACCUCAUCAUGAUAGGACCCCUUAGGUAUCGACUAUUGUUGUACAGAUGAUUGUUUGCACCAGCCAUUCACAAUUGAAGUCUUCUUUCCUAGAUUAGUUCUUACUCAAUUUUGCGAAGUUUUUCCUCUGGGUGCCCUUGGUUAUCCCACCCAUGUAUAUAUUGAGGAGCCCAGAGUAAUGUACAGCAGUGUACGGCUGUGACGACAUUGUCUUGUAACGAGUUUGUCAACAAGCAAACAGAAAGAGUUUGGGCACAGAUUCACGACUUUGUACAUUGAAACAUGGAAUCUUAUCGCUAUGUGAGGUACGAGAGUAUACAUCGGGAAUCCGCAUGUAUGGAAACUGAAAUGGACAUUCUGAAUACUUCAGGUUGAAAAACAGAAUCUUGUAAAUUGACACGAGUUAAUUGUACGUCAAAAUAUUGC